AUCAAAUAAUAGUCCGUCCAAAUUUCGAUUAUCAUUGAAAAAACGGCGACGAAAAAAGUAUAAAAAACAAUCGAAUAAAACGAUAAAUAUUUCACCAUCACGAUCAUCAUCAUUAUCAUCAAGUUGUUCGGAUUUAAGUGACGAUAAUUAUAAUCCACGACAUCAACAACAACAACAAACGGAUUAUACUUGUGGUCUAUUUCAAUCAAUUCGUUUUGAUUUCUGCCGAAAUCAAUGUAGUGAUUCAACAGAAUCAUCAACUACAACAUCAUCGGAUAAACAACAUCAUCAUCAUCAUCAUAAUCGUGAAGAAAAUAUAUCCGAUAAAAUUGAAAGUGCUCAUCUAAAAUCUAUAUCGGCAUCAUUAACCGGUCUUCAUUCAAUAAAAUCCGAAUUAUCUGUUACACAACCUUUAUGUAUUACCUGUAGUAUGGAACAUUUAUCACCUACAAAUCAAACAAUUUCAAAUGUUAAUACAUUAAAAGUUACUAAAAAUAUGUCUAAAAAUAAUCGUCGUAGUCAUGAUCAUAUGGAUGAUGCAGAUACAUCAUCAAAAAUUGAUGCAAAUAUAUUAACAUCACAAAUAACAACUAUUCAAUGUAAACUUUGUAAUAAGGAAAAAUCCGAUUAUUCAACAAAAAUAACAACAAUAGAUAAUACUGAACAGGCACAACAACAACAACAACAAAUGAUGAAAAAAAGAAUCAAAAGAUCUAGCCAAAUUGAUGAUAGUAAUCAACAACAAAAUAUUGAUGACAAUCAACAUCACCAGGAUGAUAAUGAUGAACAACAACAACAAAAUCAUUAUUGUUGUCGUCAUCAAAAACGAAUUCCAUCGAAUCGUGCGAAUAUUUUUCAAAAUCAUCAACCAUAUUGUUGUCUAUAUGGUUCAGCAUCAUCGUUUGAUCGAGCUACAUCAGUAACGAUUGCACGAUUAGAACCAUUUCGUGAUCAACCAUCAUCUAAUUUAUUGGAACAACAAUGUUCAGAUUCAGAUCAAGUAUUGUCCGCUAAACAGAAUUUAAUCGACAGCAGCAGCAAGCAAGAUAUUCCGGAUUUUAUCAAUAAUGAAUCAUCAUCAUUAGCAAAUCAAAUGAUCAAUAAUAAAAUGAAUAAUAAUAAUAAUAAUAAACAAUUGACAAUCGCAACCAAAAUGUUUGAUCAAUCAUUCAUACAAUUUGGACGUAUGAAUAUUGAAAUGAAAAAUCCAAAGUUAUUAUUAGUUUUUAAUGAUAAAUAUAAUAAUCAUGCUAAAUGGUUAUUUGAAGCUGGAAAUUUGGCAGGUUUUUCUUGUAUCGAUCUAGUUGAUACAAAAGAAUCGGCUAUGAAUUUAUAUCAAGAAAAACAACAUGAACUAAUUAUAAUUGACAGCCGAUCUCAUGAGAAUUCUAAUUCUCAUCAACAAAUUGAACAUCAUCAUCAUGAUCAUCAUUAUCAACAACAACCACAUCAACGACAUGUUCGUUUUGAUAGUCAAAAUUCGGCUAGAACAAAAUUUCUUUUACAAGAUUCAUCAUCAUCAUCAUCAUCAUCAUUUUCGGGUAAUACAAAACAGCCAAUUUUCGAUCCAUUAAAUUUAUGCAGAUCGAUUCGUGAUAUAAAAGGCAAUGAAUUUACAAUAGUCAUAGCAUUAAUGAAUAAAAAUUUUUAUUAUAAUGAUCAACAACAACAAUUGAUUGACAUUUAUAAAUCCGGUUUCAAUCGGUGUAUACCGGAAACCUUUUCACAAGAUUGCGGUUAUUAUCAUUAUGAAUUGAUUCAAUUACGUCAAUUUGAAUUACAAUUACAAAUGAAAUUACGUGCCGCACAAACAAUGAUGAUGGCAAUCGAUUCCUGUAAAGAAGGUGUUGUUAUUACUGGUCCAUCACAUGAUAUACGAUAUGUUAAUCAUUCGAUUGAAAAAAUGUUUGGUUUUCGUGCCGAUGAUAUGAUCGGACAGAAAACACAAGAUUUUUUCCAAAACGAUUUAAUCAAAAUGGAAGUUGAUGAAAAAAUUAACAAUUAUAAUGAUGGAAAGGAAUGGGAAGGACAAAUAUAUCAUCGAAGAAAAUCCGGUGAAAGUAUACCAAUAUGGAAUCGUAUAAUGCCAAUUAAUUAUCGAAAAGGUGUUCCUGAAUAUAUAAUCUAUAUAAAAGAAUUUCCAUUCCUUUUUGUUGAUAAACUAAUGAGUCCAGAAAGAGAAUUCCAUACAAGUCAUGGAUCAUUAGCAACAUCAUCAUCACCAAAUUCAACGAUUACUACGGCUGCUGCAGCAAGAAGUGCAUAUCGUAAAAUGUCAACCAUUGAUGUUCGUUCAGAAGCUCGGCGACCAAGUUUAGCCAAAUUCAAUUCAGUUUCAAUGAUUGAAGCUCCUAUAACCAAGGUUAUAAAUAUCUUAAUGGCUAUAAAAGAAAGUGGUCCAGUAUUUUUAGCGCCAACAUUAGAAAAAGCAAUUGAUAUAUUGAAAAAUUCUGAAGUAUUCAAUAAAUUUCAAAAUCAAAUGAAACCAGAAGAUCAGGUUACAUCGGAAUUAAUAAGUAGUUUAAUGAAUACAGCGAAUAAACCAAGCAAUAGUGGUACAAGACGAAUGUCACAUGAUGUACCAUCAUCAAUAUCAUCAUCACAUAAUAAAAAUAAUGCUUCCUAUCAUUUAACACAAACAAUGUCAACACCAGCAUAUUCUUCAAGCCAAAGUCAUCUUCAUUAUCAUCAUCAUCAUCAUCAUCAUCAAUCAAGUUUAUCGAUGAUAGUACCGGCUAAUAUACAGAAAUUAUUAGAAGAUGAUCUUAAAUGGAAUUUCAAUGUCAUUGAAUUGGAAAGAAUUUCUGAAAAUAGACCAUUAUUAUGGCUUGGUAAUUCUAUAUUCGAUCGUUUUAAUGUAUUACAGACAUUAAAUUGUAGCCGUACAGUUGCACAAAAUUGGCUUUCAUUAAUAGAAUCGAAAUAUCGUAAAAAUUCAUACCAUAAUUCAACACAUGCAGCCGAUGUAAUGCAAGCCACAGCAUAUUUUCUAAUGUCUGAACGACUGAAAACAUUGUUUGACCCGUUAGAUCAGGCUAUUUGUUUGAUUGCGGCAAUCAUUCAUGAUGUCGAUCAUCCCGGUAGGAAUAGUGCUUUUCUAUCCAAUUCAAAUCAUGAAUUAGCUGUAUUAUAUAAUGACAUUUCGGUCCUUGAAAGUCAUCAUGCGGCAUAUGCUUUUAGACUUACAGUUCUUGGUCCAGAUUCGGAUCGUGUGAAUAUAUUUAAAAAUCUUGAUCGUGAAACAUAUCGUGAAUGUCGUCAAUCAAUCAUCGAUAUGGUUUUGGCUACCGAAAUGACCAAACAUUUUGAACAUUUAACUAAAUUUGUUCGAACAUUUCAAUCGUUCAAUAUUGUUGAUGAUGAACAAUUGACAAUUAAUCUGGACAAAUAUAAAAAUAUUGAUGUUGAUGAUGAUGAUGAUAAUAUUUCUACAACAACAACUGUAUCAGAUUUGGCUACACCAGAAAAUAUUGUGUUAAUUAAACGUAUGUUAAUUAAAUGUGCCGAUGUUUCCAAUCCAGGUCGUCCGACUAAAUUAUGUGAAAUUUGGGCCAAUCGAAUUGCAUCCGAAUAUUGUGAUCAGACCGAAGAAGAAAAACGUAAUCACCUACCAGUUGUAAUGCCAACAUUUGAUCGAAAAAAUUGUUCAAUACCAAAAUCACAAAUUGGUUUUAUCGAUUAUUUUGCCAACGAUAUGUUUGAAGCUUGGCAUUCAUUUGGAAAUUUUACCGAAAUGAUUGAAAAUAUGAAUAUUAAUUAUCAAUAUUGGAAAGAUAAACUACCAAUAGCCGAACCAAGAUCAAGAAAAGUAUCCGAAUCAGCUGAUGAUAUAAAAGAAGUUGAUGAAGAAAACAAUAAUGAUAUGACAAGCUGAUUUCUUUUCUUUUAUCGUCUGAUAUCAAUAACCGAAACACAAAUAUUGUAAAAAGCUCAAAGUGAUUAACACAUCGCCUGUACAUACCAUACUUUGUCAUUAUUAAUGUUGUUGUUUUUAAAACAAAUUGUCUGUUUUAUCAUUUUUAUUAAUUAACCUGAUUUGUUGAUUUAACAUUAACAUCAUUCACACGGAUACAUUAUCUGCUCAUUUUU
Molecule: messenger RNA, 4089 nt
Organism: Dermatophagoides pteronyssinus (European house dust mite)
Lineage: Eukaryota; Metazoa; Arthropoda; Arachnida; Sarcoptiformes; Pyroglyphidae
Product: high affinity cAMP-specific and IBMX-insensitive 3',5'-cyclic phosphodiesterase 8B-like
Biological process (GO): signal transduction
Molecular function (GO): 3',5'-cyclic-nucleotide phosphodiesterase activity
Source: RefSeq, a predicted model, not a curated record